AUGACAGAUUUUCCUCUGCCUCAUAGUCUGGGUAGUUCUCAUAGACAGAGUAUGAUCACCAGAAAAGCUUAUGGACCAAAGGAACAUUACGCCGUCAUGAUGAAUGAAGCCUUUCAGUUAUGGGAGCAGUUGGAAAAAGAGAGUAAAACAGAAAUAUUCAUAAACACAGGAAUGUUAUCUGUAGGUGAAUCUGGUAACGAUUUUAUCGAUGGUACAAUCAAAGCUAUGAGAAAACAUAAUAUUCCAAUGGAUGUAUUCGGUUCUGAUGAAGCAAAGGUUAAGUAUCCAAUGAUAUCCUACCCGACAGAUUUCACAUACGUUUUAGAUCACAGUGGUGGAAUACUACGGGCGGAUAAGGCUCUUAAAGCCUUUCAGGAUCAAUUCAAGAAGUUCGGUGGAGAUUUACAUGAUGGAGAGGCAAUGGUCAAUGUUAUCCCUGGAAAAGUUAUAACCGUCAAUACUUCAAAAUCAUCAUACAAGUGCAACAGUCUUGUGUUGACCGUUGGUCCAUGGGCUAAAACGAUUCUGCCAUCUCUCGGUGUCCACAUUCCAUUAAGGCCUUUAAGAAUAUCAGUUUGUUACUGGAAAGAGAAGAUUCAUGUGCAAUAUCCUGCGAACAGAUUCCCUGUCUUUGUACAACAUCCAGCGGUAGAUAACUAUGAUGUGUAUGGCUUACCAAGUGAGGAAUAUCCUGGACAUGUUAAGAUCUGUUUACAUUUUUGUCCAGACAUCGACCCUGAUAACAGAGAUACUGUAGAUGACACAUGGGUGAUAGAUAAACUGAAAAGUUAUGUCUCAAAACAUUUCCCUAAUCUAGUUCCAGAACCAAGUAUUCUAGAAACAUGCAUUUACAGUGUAAGUUGA
Mytilus trossulus (common blue mussel) is the source of this 864-nucleotide messenger RNA. RefSeq names its product peroxisomal sarcosine oxidase-like. The transcript has 6 exons. Gene Ontology annotation, cellular component: peroxisome. The coding region runs from base 1 to 864 and encodes 287 amino acids. Lineage: Eukaryota; Metazoa; Mollusca; Bivalvia; Mytilida; Mytilidae. The record is from RefSeq and is a predicted model, not a curated record. Gene Ontology annotation, molecular function: sarcosine oxidase activity; flavin adenine dinucleotide binding; L-pipecolate oxidase activity.